Molecule: messenger RNA, 450 nt
Organism: Letharia columbiana
Lineage: Eukaryota; Fungi; Ascomycota; Lecanoromycetes; Lecanorales; Parmeliaceae
Exons: 3
Coding region: 1-450 (149 amino acids)
Source: RefSeq, a predicted model, not a curated record
AUGCGCUUCUUUGGAACAGCCACGGGCGAAUAUGGCCUGCGUAUCAAUGCAUUCGCGAUCAUUUUCGGCGAUCUCGCUAAAGGAGAAGAUGAUGGAGUUGAUACACAUUCAUACAUUGUAGACAAAUUCAGUACUAGGGUGACCUCGACUCGAAGCUCGACCUUCUUGGUUUCUUCCAUUCUUCCUAAGACCUGCCUCGAGCAAAUGUAUCCAAGGGCGCAACAGUUGAAGCGCGACCUGGACCAUUCUACAGAUCCCCCAACCUCGAAUCAGGCACUGCAGGCCACGUCCAGCCGCGGGACCCUUGACGAGAACGAUGAGCAUAACACCAAUCACGAUCAGAGGACGGAACACAACGCAGGCCUCAGCAAGCACGAAACUGUACCACGGCAGGACCUUAUCUUCCAAACCUCUAACGCAGGGAAGCAUAUUGGACCAGAACACCUAUGA